AUGGUUAUCACAGUUGAUUCAUCGAGCUCUGAAGAAUCUUCUCCAACGAAUGACGGAGUUUUUCAUUGUACGGAUCGGAUGAGAAAUCAAGAUGAGUCUGAUAUUGAUUGCGGAGGUCUCGAGUGUCCAAGAUGUCAAGAUUUAUGGCGCUGUAAAACAUGCUAUGAUUGUAUGAGUAAUCUAUGUCAAAACAACGUAUGUGUUGGUACGCCACAGGUAGAUACAACAACCACUACGAUCGUUAUUACCACUCAAUCAACUGCUCCUUCGCCUAUAAGUACAACUACCGCUAAGCCCAUCACUACGCACACGCUACCAACGACGUUGCUCACAAACACAACUUUAACAACUACAAGAGUAAUCUCAGAAACUUCAACGACCACCUCAAUCAUUCCAGAAUCGACUACAUCCACUAGAUCAACCAAUUCAGAACCGAGCACAACAGCUGCUUCAAAUACUUCGGGACCUAGUACUACAACCACUUCAACUGCUCCAGAAUCAAGCACAAUCACCACGUCAGUCACUCCGGAAUCGAGCACUACGACUGUUUCGAGUACUUUAAAGGCGAGUAAUACAUCUGCUUACAAUGCUGCCGAGAAUAGCAUCACAAUCAGUUCAACAAUUUCAGAGUUCACCACGACAACUUCAACGCCAAUGGUACAAAUUAAAAAUACAACUUUAAGAACGUUAGAGCCCACCUGGACAACUUCAACCUCAACAUCAAUGUUAUCGUCGGUAAAUACAACUUUAACAACACAAAUUGUACCAUUGGAAACAGCGUCGAGGAACUCGGGUCUAACCCAUUUUAGCACGUUGCAUAGUUUCUCUAUUGCGCUAUGUAUAUAUACGACAGUUUCCGUAUGUGUGCCUUGA
Molecule: messenger RNA, 873 nt
Organism: Adineta ricciae
Lineage: Eukaryota; Metazoa; Rotifera; Eurotatoria; Adinetida; Adinetidae
Source: the annotation of a GenBank genome assembly